GCUUAGUCGACAAUUACAAACUGACACUGUGGUGCUAAUAAUGUGAAUACAUCAAUACCUAGAUUACAAAAAUGUUUAUAUAUAUAUAUUUCUAUACUAUACUUCUCAUCAACAUUGAGGACUGUGACCACAUACAGUAAAUAUUGUUAUUAUAUCUACACUUACAUGUUUAUGGCAAUAACAGAUACGUGUUAUCAGGUGUCAUUAUGCUUUCGUGUACUUUCAACUCCAUUUGUGCCUGACGACUGGACAUAGUCGCUGACCACCCCAGUCCCACUGCUCUGCUUUAUGACCGGUGUCUGAUCACCCCAGUCCCACUGUUCUGCUUUAUGAAAGCUGAUCUGCACCUCAGACAUGCCGUACCACUUAGAUUUCAUGCUCCCCGGUACCUCUUGAUCCAUGUGCUGGCAUGGAUGACCUCAACCCUUUUACUCUGAUUAAGCCCCAAACAGCCCCAAACAGACUUAUCAGUCCAGUGCAGUGUGUGAGCAAAUGGGUUUUUGGCUGUCUGAUUGUGGUUCCUUUACACGUGGGUGAUCCUGUGCGAGGCCCGCCGGUGAUCCCUAAGCUCCACCAGGUUGCUCUCUCGCUCUUAAGAACACCGAGGGCUUCAUAAAUACCACAGAGCUGAAAUCAUAAUCCAAAGCAGGAAACACCAAGUAGUGAUUAUGGCUGGUAUAUUACCGAUGAUUAAUAACUGCCAGAAAGAAAACAAAACAGUUAACUAAAAGACAAGGAAAGGCCAAUAAAUGUUUGUCAUGCAGCAUGGCCAGUGGUUUAUUUGGGGCAGAUGAAGCAGCUAAAGUAUACCCGCAGCAGUAAUGAAGUUUAAAAGAGCCGUCAUCACUUCACAGUUCACUAAGUGUAAUGCUUACGGUUAUUAAUGUCCCUGCCACCAAAAAUGGGAGGAGAGCCACUCAUGAGUGACAGUCGGCCCCUGAGUGCACCUCUGGGAACGUCUCCAUUCGGAGAAAGAGUUGCAGCUUCCUUCUGCUAUGACAAAGGACAAGCCUGAGGGGCAGCACUUAAUGGCUUUCUACAAGAGCUCGAGUGCAUGAGAGACCAUCUCUCUCUUGUCCUAAAAAGUCACUCAGUCAUUCAGUCAGUGUGCUACAUUGCACAUGUGUCUGCUCGAAAGGACAGUCUAUGGGAGAUGGACAGAACAAGAACGCACCAUCAUCCACAGAGGAAUGACCAGGGUGCAGGACCGAGAGGAUAACCAUACAAAAAAAAAACCACAAAGGAAACAAAACCCUUGUAGUAGCAUGAACUUCCUACAUAUGGAGAUGUUAUUUGAGAAAAGAAAAGAAAGGCAAUAUUGCCAACUGAUGUGCUUAUUAAGCAAGCUGAGUGUAACACCAUCACAUUCUCAGAGACAACAGCUUCCAUUCCAUCCUUUCCAUUUGAAAAAAGAGUUGUGAUGUUUGCCAGAGCCAACAGGCCCAAAGAGUGUAUAGCACUGACUAUAAUUAUAUACUGCACCGAUACACUAGAAACACUGAUAAGUGUAUAGAAAAUGGCUAUGAAAAAAAAAUCAGAAAGCAAGGUUCACUUUCCUACUUGCACACAAGUAGGUUCUUUAUAACUCCUAUAACUCCUCCUAAUGCCUUAGAGAAUCCUCUCCUCCAUCUCACGAGAUACACAGUUCAAUCAUGGUGAAGAGACUCAUCAUACAACACUAGUACAAUGAUAAAUCUGAAUCAAAAUUGAGAAACAUGUAUGUAAAGAUCCUCCGGUGUGGAAAAAGCUGUCCAGCGUCAGACAUGACUGUUGGAUGGGCAUCAGGGGGUCAUUUUCUUGGGUUAUUUACCCUCCUGUGGCUACCUAGCUGUGCAUGUUCCCCUGAAAGACAACUGUACACUUGGAACCGUAAGAGAUAUUAGUUUAAUUUAAAGCUCCCUUCCGCUAGAAUUGGACUUUGAGACCCCCUAAUUGGACAGCGUACAGGUGUAUUUGUUGAGUGGGUCCACAACUUUCCUAACACAACCAAACAUCAACCAUACAGCAAACAUACAUAGCAAGACAGCUAAGAAGUUAUUACUGAGUAGUCCAACAGAAAGAAGGCCAGCUCGGUAUCUGACUUGCUCGGUUACUUGUUCGGUCUCUUGCUCGGUUACUCUGUUUUUUUCUCUUCCUAUCCUCGGACAAACAUAUUCCUCGGUUUCUUCAUCGCCUCUGCCAUGAUGUCCAUGUACAGAAUACUGCGCUGGCAUCCUCUUACAGCUAGUGCGUGGAUCUAGUUGUUGUUGUUGCGUGAGGUGGUGCCAUAAAGCAUUACGUAGUUCUCGCGAGAGGUCUCGUGCCCUGUACCCCAAAGUUGCAAUACAGGGCGCACCAGGCGUGCUGUGGCACAGAUGCCCUUCUCUGUCAGUGUAUAACCAAAAUGAUUUUGAAGCUGUUAUUUUAAGGUAAAUUGUUGCAUUAUGUUACUUUAAGAGAUGACGUCUAAUAGUAGUACCCUUGUCACACAAUGUCAGUGCUCUAUGGAGUUCCUUUCUAGGAAUCUUAAAAGUCAACAGACCUUGCAGCAGCAGCAGCAGUCACUCCCAUCUUUUAAUACAGUGGGGCUCCUUUUAUAUUCAGUGCUUAAAUAAAGGCAUGCUUGCUGAAUGUGGGCUGAUAGUAAGAGCUGAAUAUUAAAUCCUUUUGAGCAGUGAAUUCAAGAGAGUAUGGCCUGCAUGAGUCUUAGUUUGUAGCCUUUCGUUUCUUUGGCAAUGCAUUACAAGCAUUUCAAGCAAAGGUUUUUUUUUUUCUCACACGUACAUUUUGUAAGUAGUACCUGUUGUGCAUUAUCAAAUUUGAUGUUUGUCGUUUAACAUCUGAAUUCCAUUACAUUAACUUAAUUGAGUAAACUGUCUAAAAAGUUUCACCAAAACUGAACUACGAUAAAGAAGUCCAAGUCACAUGACUCCACACUAUGCAGAACGUUCUGACAUGCAUGUGAGGACACAACAGAAUAUGACUCCAAAAACCUCAGACCCUACAAUUUCCAAAGUUUUGUCAACCAUUGUAUCCACCCCUGAUGUUUUUCUUUUGUUCUCUUUGGCAGCACCAGAUCAUAGAGGAGCUACUCCUGUGGCGAUCGGAUCCAACCCGUUUAACAUGAAGGCCAGAAGAGCACUUGAUGAAGAGUUUAGUGCUGGGCCAUGAUGUGCUGAUCAGACAUGUGGUUCCUCACUAAGGUGACCAGAUACAGAAUGCAUGGACUGUCUCUUGCAGCAUAUGCAUCUCUCUUUUGCCUGCUGGGGACAUUAACAAUCAUUGGAGGCUGCCCCUCUACCUGUGUCUGUGCAGGCACCGAUGCGGUCUGCAAUGACCAGAGCACAGCCUCCUUGCGCCUCAUCAUUGCUCAGCUACCCCAAGGUAUUUGCAUCCUUCAGCUUUCAAGAAACAACCUCAGUGCUCUGGAGCCUGGGAUCUUCUCCAGCGUAAGCAGCCUGCAGAGCCUUGACCUCUCCAGUAAUAAUUUCUCCGUGCUUCACACGAGGGCAUUCUCUAAUCUGAGUCGGCUAGAGCGGCUGGACCUCUCCAGUAACCCCUUGCUAGAGUUGCCUGCGGACCUCUUCAGUGAGCUGGGCAAGUUGACGGAGCUGGUCCUGAGCGACACCGGCCUGCACGCUCUCAGCACUGACCUCUUCCAGAGCCUGACACAACUCCAGCGUCUGGACCUGUCCCUGAACAGACUGACCUCGCUGCCCAGAGGGCUGCUGGGGGGGCUCCAGGAGCUCACGUGGCUCUCCCUGGCGGCCAACAGACUGAGAAAUGUGCAGCGGGCCGAGUUUGAGGCCCUCUCCGAGCUGCAGAGCCUCCUGCUGGUGGGAAACCCCUGGGAGUGUAACUGCAGCCUGGUGGAGUUCAAGCACUGGCUGGAGUGGAUGCUCUACAGGGGGGGACAGGUGGAUGCUCUGGAGUGCAGUCUGCCCAAAGGGCUGUGGGGCCGAGACAUAAGGACUGUCCCGGCCGAGAUGUUCAGCCACUGCGUGCGAGACAGCUUCCCGCCCUGCUCCAGGGGCCCAGAUGGCCAGGAGCCGGGGGGAGACGGGGUCCCUGACUGUGUGCGCCAGCGCUACAGGGCGGUAAGUGUGCGGCGGGCGGCAGCCACGGUGGUGGUGGCCGGGGUGGUGUGCGGCAUCGUGUGCGUCAUGAUGGUGGCAGCGGCCACCUACGGCUGCAUUUACGCCUCACUGGCCGCCAAGUACCAGAGGGAGAAGAAUGGCAAGGUGCACAAGCGGCCACCAGAUGGCAGCGAGGAGAAAGACCUGGAGCAGGAGGAGAAGCGCGAGCUUCUGCCUGUCAUAGCGAGAGAGACAGAGGUGAUACCCUACGUUGAGGUGGUGCUGUCACGAGAGGUGUGUGUCUGACUGGUAUGAUUUACAUUAAUGCCGUCACCACAGUCCCUGUUUUGUUGCUGUUCUUCUGAAAAAGAAGGAGCUGUACCCACCGUUCCUUCCUCUGACAGAAAUAGACAGUCUGCUUUUUAGACACCUGAUGUCCUCCUGUAUUUUGUAUUAUUGACUACCUUUUUACCUUCAUGUCCUGAUUGGCUUAAUAAAUAGGUGAACACAAGAUACAAGUACAAGUACUGAUGUUUGGGACACUGUCCUCUGCAAUAACAAUCUGUGAAUUAUUGUCAAGAAGAACACAAAGAUGACAUUAGUCCAUGAAAAGAAGUUGUUUGUGUUUGUGUUUGUAUGGGACAUAGGGUAUGUGAGGAGAGACAUUUUCCUAUUCCCUGUGUCAACACAAACUACUGGUCAAAAAGCCAAAUAAAGCCCAAGGAAAUUGUACAAAUCCAUGUGAUAGUGUCACACAGUGUUAAUUCAGAUAGAAGGGGUUUUCAACUGAUGUUUCUAUGUAUGUCUAAAUACAUAAAAAAAACUAUGAUCAUUAAGAAAAUUAAACAUAAACAAUGGAGCUGAUUACAUUUAAUUAAAUUGAGUGGUUUAUUUAUUCAGUUUAUUUAAACUUUUCAUUGUCUCUUAAAAUAUACAGUGUAUUUGUCUGUCUACAAUUAGCAUAUACCUAUGAGAUCAUGUGUUGACUAUCAUGUGUUUAUUUUGGUUGUCCAUAUGUUUACUUCCAUGCUUUUGUUUGUUUUUCCCGCCAUUUUCUGUACCCACCUGCUCAUCAGAGCGUCAAAUGACUAAUUACUGUAGUAUUUAUAGCUGGCUCUUUGGCAUACUCCUCACGAGUCUUAGUGAUCUGUGUACCUUGGUUCACCACGCUGAAGCUACCGCUUGUCUACCCGUGAGCUUUUCUGGAUGUUCCUGGUUUGUUUCUCUACUGUUUAGCAGUUAGAUGCUUCUUUGUUUCUGUCUCAUUCUGGAAUUUGAAUUCACCUGGGUUAUAAGCCCUGUUUCGUCCAUGAGGUAUCUAUCCCUACCUUCUGAUUUCAUCUGGAUCUUCUGUGUUUUUGGAAAUAAAGACCAAACCUUUUCCAAAGUCCUACAUUUGUUAAGCGUAAUCCACACUGGUUUAACAAUCUAGCACCCCGGGUUCAAUCCUGCCACUAUUUGAAUCAACAUUCCUAACUUAUUAAAUAAUUCUAACUUGUUAAUGAUCAUAAUACUUGUUUUGGAGAUCAAAUCUUGGUUUUUGAAUCUUUUGAGAUUGAACAAAUAAUAAAAAAUAUUUAUCCAA
Messenger RNA from Clupea harengus (Atlantic herring), 5640 nucleotides. RefSeq names its product leucine-rich repeat and transmembrane domain-containing protein 2 (gene lrtm2b). Gene Ontology annotation, molecular function: protein binding. Bases 3165 to 4361 code for a protein of 398 amino acids. Gene Ontology annotation, cellular component: plasma membrane. The record is from RefSeq and is a predicted model, not a curated record. The transcript is spliced from 3 exons. NCBI's taxonomy places the organism in Eukaryota, Metazoa, Chordata, Actinopteri, Clupeiformes, Clupeidae.